ACUGUGGAGAAGCUGUUGGAUAGCAUUUUGCCUUGACCAUGGCAAAAAUCAUUUUGAGGCACCUGAUAGAGACUCCGGUGAGGUACCAGGAGGAGUUUGAAGCCCGAGGUUUAGAAGACUGCAGACUGGAUCAUGCUUUAUAUGCACUGCCAGGUCCAACUGUCGUGGACUUGAGCAAAACCAGAGCCGCGCGGCAGGCUCUUCGCCUUGACUCAGCCACCCAGGAGAUGCCACCCCAGGAAGGCAAAGCCCGAUUCCAGAUCCUAGUGGACGUGGUCCAGUUCCUGCCCGAAGAUAUCAUCAUCCAGACCUUUGAGGGCUGGCUGCUGAUCAAAGCACAGCAUGGAACCAGAAUGGACGAGCACGGCUUCAUCUCACGCACCUUCACCCGACAGUACAAACUGCCCGACGGCGUCGAAACUAAGGAUUUAUCCGCCAUCCUCUGCCAUGAUGGAAUUUUGGUGGUGGAAGUAAAGGAUUCGUUUGGGACUAAGUGAAACCUUUAUUGCUUCCCGUGUAUGGGACAAGAUGAAGAUCGCAGGCCACAGUCCAGCUAAUGGUUAUCACCGGGAUGUUGUUGCAGCUCUCCCAUGUUUGAAACGAUUUGCUGUG
Messenger RNA from Dipodomys spectabilis (banner-tailed kangaroo rat), 612 nucleotides. It is a transcript of the gene Hspb3, whose product is annotated as heat shock protein family B (small) member 3. The transcript has a single exon. Lineage: Eukaryota; Metazoa; Chordata; Mammalia; Rodentia; Heteromyidae. Bases 39 to 497 code for a protein of 152 amino acids. The record is from RefSeq and is a predicted model, not a curated record. Gene Ontology annotation, cellular component: nuclear speck; cytoplasm.